CGAGAAAGAUAAUCGGUGACGCCAUUUUAUUUUACCCAGCAUUCCGUCUGGCAUUACAUGAAAGGCCUGAAAAAAACAGCAGGCGACGUGAGCGAAGUGAUCUCGACUCAAAACUUUCCGCGUUUUUCUACGGUGUUGUUGUGUUUUUUUUUUUUGUUCCCGUUUAGCAAGUCAUUGACGAUGCCGAAGAGUGCUUCUACUUGAAGGUGGCAUCCCCAUGAGCGCAUGUGAUGUUGAGUCCCGGCCCCGCUGAGCAUGCCAGCCCCGAGCAACAAUGCGGCGACCAGCGGCGGCGGCCUGUCCAGCAGCGGCAGCGGUGGCUCCGCCGGGGGCGGAGGCACCAACGGGCUGCUGGUGUGCAGCAACGAGGCGUGCGGCAUCCGCGACGUCUGGGCCUCCAACCUCGAGGAGGAGUUCCGCUCCAUCAUUCACGUCGUCCAGAAGUACAACUACGUUGCCAUGGACACGGAGUUCCCCGGGGUGGUGGCGCGCCCCAUCGGGGAGUUCCGGAGCACUGCGGACUACCAGUACCAGCUGCUGCGCUGCAACGUGGACCUGCUCAAGAUCAUCCAGCUGGGCCUGACCUUCUUGGACGAGGCCGGCAAUCCGCCGCCGGGGCACUCCACCUGGCAGUUCAACUUCAAGUUCAGCCUCACGGAGGACAUGUAUGCCCAGGACUCCAUCGAUCUCCUCACCAACUCUGGGAUCCAGUUCAAGAAGCAUGACGAAGAGGGCAUCGACCCGUACGAGUUUGCCCAGCUUCUCAUGACGUCGGGGGUGGUGCUCUCGGACCAAGUCAAGUGGAUAUCUUUUCACAGCGGCUACGACUUCGGCUACUUGCUGAAGCUUUUGACGGAUCAGCACCUUCCCUCGGAGGAGUCGGAGUUCUUCGAGCUCCUCCGAAUCUACUUCCCGGCUAUCUAUGACGUCAAGUACCUUAUGAAGAGCUGUAAAAACCUCAAGGGGGGAUUGCAGGAGGUGGCUGAACAGCUUGAGCUAGAGCGGAUUGGGCCACAGCACCAAGCAGGCAGCGACAGCUUGCUUACGGGGGCCGCCUUCUUCAAGAUGAGAGAAAUGUUCUUCGAGGACAACAUAGACGACGCCAAGUACUGCGGCCACCUGUACGGGCUUGGCACGUCGUACGUCAUGAACGGCAACUCCUAUCACGAAGACGCCAGCCCCAACAACGCGGUGGGAGCCCCCGUCGGGAACAACGCGGCGGGGACCGUCGUCAGCUCGGUGGUCGUCUCUGGGAGUGGCGGCACGGCGCCAUCCGCCGCGGCUCCCACCAGCACGACCGCAGUGACGGUCUCCUCGUCUUGACAGGCCGCCACCGCGAUCCCCGCGGUCUCCACCACAGACCGGUUGUCUCCUCUUCCGCGGCGCCGUCCCGUUGUACAGACUCUUUGACGUGAAACGGCGUGCGCGGACGUGUCCAGGUCAAACUCUCCCACCUCUCGCUUGCUUCUUGCGCGAGUCUUUCGCGACGUGCUGGCAUUGCUUCUGUUGCCUCCCCGAUGUCCUCUCUUCCUCUCUCUCCGCUCCCCCACCUGUGAUUCUUUUGAGAUUUCCGAGGCUUCCUUGCAAAUCCUAGGGAACUCCUGUGGGAGCAUCCCCAAGGUGUUCCCUAGCAUCUUAAAAACGUUAGGGAGCUUCAUUCCCAAAGAUCUCCCUUGUACCCUAAAAUCCCGAGGAACUCCUGCUGAGAAAUCCUUAAAGAUUGAGGGGAAACUCCAAAUCUUUGGGGAUUUUCCCACAAGAGUUUCCUCGGGCCCUUAGGUCUCCGAGGGGGUUCCUAUAGAUUCUGUGGAGGCUUGUGCACACUUGGUAACCUCAUGCUGCCGCGCGACCUUCAAUGUCCGUCAUUUUCUCGACGCCCCAUCAGAAAGGCAUCUCUGGUUUCGAAAAGGGGGUUCGUAAGAGCCGCUGCCGACGUCGCCGCAUGCGGACAGGCGAAACGUUGGCGAGGGGGUCACACUGCAGUGUACAAUAUCUCAUGGUGGUUUAAUGUGAGCAGAAGGCAUAAACAGUGUAGGUUCAUUUUUUUUUUUUCUUAUAUAUAUAAACUGUUUUAGAUGUGCCACCAUUCCAAUUGCGAUUGCUUCGGAGAUAGGUUUUCUUUUUGUAUGCCGGAAAGCGUGAAGAUUGCAGGAAGAGACAAGAUUGAUCGUUCGUUGAGUGCGUGGGGGUGAAGAACGUGUGUAGAGAUUGUAGGAUACUUAGGACGUUUGUGCUCCAGCCUGAGCCAUGCCACUGCCGACCCGCACGCUUCUGUUAACACUGUCGAAGGCAGAGCGUGCACGAGGUCAUUACGCAACAUUAGCUCGCAACAAUGGGAUGCGGCCUCGUGUGCAUCACACAGUUGCCCGACCACGGAUUUUACUCGACAGAAAGCUUCGUUUACGAAAUACGGUUCCUGGUGUUUUUGUUAUUUUGUUAAUUAUUAAUGCUGUUGUUAUUACUGCCAUUAUUUUCCGCAUCGUGGAAAGUGACGUUGCCAUUAGCUUUCGUUACUACUAACAUGUUGGAGUUUAAGAACAUAAUAAAAGGAAAAAAAUAAAAAAAACGCAAACAGGCAGGUUGGCUGCAUCUCGCUCAAAGAACCAAACGAAUUAUGUGGCGUUUUUAAGUGUGGCACUUUCAGUUUUUCCUGUCAAUGAGUGUCCUUUAUUUUUUUAGGUUUUCAUUAGGUACUUUGGCAAAGUUCGAGCCUUUUCUUUUUUUUUUUUUUUUUUCUUUUUAAAACGAGUUGCGAUUAACCAGAUGGGGUCCCAUUUUCUUCGAGUGGCGGUCUGAAACGCUUUAUGCUCGCCAGGUUUUUAACGCCUUUUAAUGUCGUUCUACUGCCUCCAUCUUUCUCUCGUGCCGGAAGCUCUCAGCCGGGCGACGAAGUGCGCGAGAUGCCGCGCCGAGGGCGCGACGGCUAAGUCGCAAACGGACAGGGAUGCCCGUGCGAAAUGGUUCGGGAAAGCCGGCCUGUUUUCUCUUUUCCGACGGCGCACGUUGCUGGCUGGCCCAGCGGCGUCGGUUCGUCCGCUCUGUCAACCACGACGCGCGAUCGGCGACGCUUGUGGUGCACCCCGUCUGGACACAUGGCGCGACAACGGAAAAGAAGGGUCGUCGACGCGGCCUCGCAGGAAAGGAGACGGCGGUGUGUGGUGCGACGUCGUUUUUAGUGAUCUAACAAUGCAUGUUGUAAAUAAAGAAUCACGUCAGCAUUGAAAAACAAAAA
Molecule: messenger RNA, 3232 nt
Organism: Ixodes scapularis (black-legged tick)
Lineage: Eukaryota; Metazoa; Arthropoda; Arachnida; Ixodida; Ixodidae
Product: CCR4-NOT transcription complex subunit 7
Exons: 7
Coding region: 256-1323 (355 amino acids)
Cellular component (GO): P-body; CCR4-NOT core complex; CCR4-NOT complex
Molecular function (GO): nucleic acid binding; poly(A)-specific ribonuclease activity
Source: RefSeq, a predicted model, not a curated record